AUGACACUUGUCUUGUACAUCUACCAGAGCAUGGAAAGGGCCAUGGAUGUGGCUUGCAUGAGGGGGGAGUGCACCGGCGCCGAGAUGUACCCAUCGAAGGAAGACCUGAUGUACUGGCGAGCAGUGGUCAUGGGCAUGGAGCGGGACGACUCCGAGGCGGGUGAAAAGCACGACCUCAUGACCGUUUUCAAGACCCGGAGCAACUACAACUACUGCGCCACGGAGCACUUGAAGGCAUGCUCCUCCAAGACGGGGGAGCUGUCCGGAGCGAAGGGGAUCCGGGGCGUGUUCGAGACCAGGACAAGCUUCAAUCUGGCGAGGGCCAAUGGCAUUGCGGCCUUGAC
This is a messenger RNA of Klebsormidium nitens, 344 nucleotides long. Lineage: Eukaryota; Viridiplantae; Streptophyta; Klebsormidiophyceae; Klebsormidiales; Klebsormidiaceae. The record is from the annotation of a GenBank genome assembly.